AUGGCCAGCAGGAACGUACCGUACUUCAAGCUGAACACGGGGGCUUCCAUCCCCGCUAUCGGAUUGGGAUGCUGGGGAGGGGUCACGAAGGAGGACAGAUACGCUGCCAGGCAUUGGAUCCUAGCUGCUUUGAAGGCGGGAUACAGGCACCUGGACACUGCUUGGGCAUACGGAACGGAGGAAUCCGUCGGGUGGGCUAUCAAGGAGUCCGGGAUACCUCGCGAGGAGAUAUUCGUGACGACCAAGCUUCCUCCGCACCACGGAGGCAUCGUCGAGGAAUCCUUAAACCAGAGUCUGUCGGCGCUGAAGCUCGACUAUGUCGACCUGUACCUCAUUCACUGGCCGCAACGGUAUGUAUACGAGGAUAACAACCCCGACCCCGUAGACGAGAACGGCAACCUCAAGGUGACCGAGAGCCCGAGUAUCCCGGAGGUGUGGGCGCAGAUGGAGAAGGUGUUCGCGGCGGGGAAGGCCAAGGCGAUCGGAGUGAGCAAUUAUUCGAUAAAGACCUUGGAGAUAUUGCUGCCUUCGGCGAAGGUUGUGCCAGCCAUGAACCAAGUCGAGCUGCACCCUUACCUUGCUCAGCCUGAGCUGAAAGCGUACUGCAAUUCUAAGGGCAUCUUGAUGACGGCGUACACUCCUACAGGGUACGCCACCGUGCGGAACGACCCUACGAUCACCGAGCUGGCCGCAAAAUACGGUGUCAACUCGGCGCAGAUCAUUUUGGCGUGGCACGUCUGGAGGGGGAACUGCGCAGUGCCCAAGAGCGCCAACCCGGAGCACCAGAAGACAAAUCUGAUUCUCCCCAAACUGUCGCAAGAAGAUUUGGAGAAGGUUAGUUCGCUCGACCGUGGUCAGAGGUUGUGCAACAAAGGGGACGAAAAGGGCCAAGUUUACGGAUAUACCCUCGAGCAGCUCGGGUGGUAAACUGACUCGUCCAAGCGUGUUGCGGUGUAUCUUUAGGUGUAAGAUAUGUUGUAUGUACCGGAUGCGUGGCGGGUACAAACGAGACUGCGCAA
Molecule: messenger RNA, 1019 nt
Organism: Gloeophyllum trabeum ATCC 11539
Lineage: Eukaryota; Fungi; Basidiomycota; Agaricomycetes; Gloeophyllales; Gloeophyllaceae
Product: reductase AKOR2
Exons: 10
Coding region: 1-927 (308 amino acids)
Cellular component (GO): cytosol
Molecular function (GO): aldose reductase (NADPH) activity
Source: RefSeq, a predicted model, not a curated record